AUGAAUAAAGACUAUGACGUCAUCAUUCUUGGCACCGGAUUGAAAGAAUGCGCCCUCGGGAGCCUCCUGGCCUCUCUUGGAAAGAAGGUCCUCCACAUUGACCGCAGCAGCGCCCAGCAUGCGGGGGACAGCGCCUUGCUGAGUCCACUCAAUGUUGCCUACCGUCAUUUCAGCAUGUCGGGUUCAUUCCCUACCUCCAUGGGCCGUGGACGCGCCUGGAAGGUGGACUUGCUGCCCAAGUUCCUCAUGGCCAAAGGACAGCUGGUGAGAAUCCUGGCCCACGUGGAUGCGCUGCGUUACCUGGAUUUGCGUGUGGUGGAAGCUGGCUUCCUUCUCAAGGGCAGCCGGAUUUACAAGGUGCCCUCAACGGAGACUGAGGCCCUGGCCUCCGGACUGAUGGGACUUUUCGAGAAACGCCGAUUCCGUAAGUUCUUUGUGUACGCCCUUAACUUUGACGAACAAGACCCUCGUACCUACAAAGGGUUGGAUCUCCGGAAGAUGACCGUCAAAAGUCUCUUCCGGAGAUUCGACUUGGGCCAAGAUGUCACCGAUUUUACAGGACAUGCCUUGGCCCUCAAUCGUACCAACAGCUAUCUAGAUCGCCCUUGCAUCGAAAUCUUGGAGAAGAUCCAACUCUAUACGGAAUCCCUGACCAAGAAUGGAAAAAGCCCUUACCUCUACCCAAACUUCGGAAUGGGGGAGCUGGCGCAGGCCUUCGCUAGGCUGACCUCCAGCCAAGGCGGCAUUUUCUUAACAAACAGACCAGUAGAGGAGAUUCUCAUCAGGGAAGGCCGGGUUGUGGGCAUCAGGUCUGAGGGUCAGAUCACAAGGUGCAAGCAGCUGAUUUGUGAUCCCAGCUAUGUACCAGACCGUGUGCGCAAGGUCGGCCAGGUCAUCAGGGCUAUCUGCAUUCUCGGGCACCCUGUUAAAAACACCAACGGCGCCAAUUCUGGACUCAUCAUUGUCCCUUCUGCUCAGACAAAUCGCAGAUCGGACAUAUAUAUUUUCCUUACCUCAUCCAUGCAUAGUGUGGCUGUGCAGGGCAAAUACAUCGCCAUUGUGAGUACUGCUUUGGAGAGUAAAGAUCCUGAAAAAGAAAUCCGUCUGGCUCUGGAGCUCCUGGAGCCCAUUGAACAGAAAUUCCUUUAUAUAAGUGACCUCCAUGUGCCCAAUGACUUGGGGACCAAUAGUCAGAUCUUCAUAACAACCAGCUAUGAUGCCACCGCCCACUUUGAGAGUACCUGUAUGGACAUAAAAGAAAUCUAUAGAAGGAUGACAGGAUUGGGACUGAAAUUUGACUAA
Molecule: messenger RNA, 1302 nt
Organism: Gracilinanus agilis (Agile Gracile Mouse Opossum)
Lineage: Eukaryota; Metazoa; Chordata; Mammalia; Didelphimorphia; Didelphidae
Product: rab GDP dissociation inhibitor beta-like
Exons: 1
Coding region: 1-1302 (433 amino acids)
Biological process (GO): vesicle-mediated transport; protein transport; small GTPase-mediated signal transduction
Cellular component (GO): cytoplasm
Molecular function (GO): Rab GDP-dissociation inhibitor activity
Source: RefSeq, a predicted model, not a curated record